CCCGUUUCCGUCGUCCUCCGGUCGGAUCGGGGCGGCACCGGUGAGGAGCAGCCGACGUGCAGCGCAGGCCCCGGCCCCAGCUGCCCUGCGGCCCCCAGGGGCUUCCACCCGCUUUGUGCUGCUGAGGCCGGGGGCCCCUCCGAGUGCGGAGAGGUCCGCAGGGUGAGAACGGGCCGCUGCCUCUGCUGCGGCUCUGCGUCCGUUCGUGCAAAAUCCUAAUUACGGUUCUGAACUUCAGGGUUUGCUUUUGUUUUUUUUUUUCCUUUUCCCCGUGUGCCUUCUAUGCAGACGGUAGCCCUGCAGCCGGAAGCAGGGGGACGUGGUUUGUCCCGGCUGUUCUGUUGGAAAAGGCAUUCCCGUAUUUCCCUCUAGCUCUCUUUGUUAGCCGUAAGCAUUUGCAUGCUCCUUUCGCCCUCGUUUCACGUUGGGCUGAUUUAUUUUCACCCAUCUGCAUCGCUUUGCAAAAGCGGGCUGCCCCACAAGUACAAAGUCACAACUUGAGCUCCCAGCUCACACCUGCACCCCUCAAACAGGGGGUGCUCCUGACUUCCUCGGGCAGCCCUUAGCGCGGACUCCCAGACCAAGGCUGCCAUAAACAUUUGGAGAGGACCCCAUAUAAACCUGGCUUCUCUGCUGGCAAAGCGUGGUUGGUGCGGAGCAAGGGAAGCUGUCCCAGCACUGUGCUGCUGAAGCGUCUGCCUCAGGACCUCUGCCAGCUCAGAGGCAGCGCAAAUAUUUCUCUUAACCGAUGGAACCGGGAAGUGCCUGGGUUGAACCUACCCUUAGGUUGCUUCUGUGGGUGUUGGAGUAGUUGACUUCAAGCUGUUAGUUAAUGGCCACAAAUGAUCCUGUUGCGCCUGAACCUUUCUACCUGCUCCCGAGUGCGGAAGGUGAAGCUGGUGAGAGGAAAACAGGGUUGGGAGCUGAACGGGCGCGCUGAGCUGUCAUUGGGUAUUUCAGAAAAACCUGACUUCAAAGGCUUGAUUGCAGGGCUUUUUUUCUUAAAAAAAAAAAAAAAAAAGCAAGCUGUACCAAUUAAACUGCACAAGUUAAGAAAAUGAUGUGGUUAAAGCAGCGUUUUCUCUCUAUAGAGGCACUAUUAAAUUGUCUUGGUUUUGUUUAAUUGCUCCAACGGCAGUACAAUGGCAGGCUUUCACUGCACGCUCUCCCUUUGGACUUGUUUAGACUGGGAUUGACGCUGUAUUUCUGAAACAUGUUCAGACCAAUAUCUGCACACCCUGCUACGCUUGGGCAAUGUGUUUUAAUGGGUACGUGCUGGUCAAGCUAAGUCCCGAUGGGGAGGAGCGAGAGAGUGGAUAGGAAAAGCAACCAGUGCUUCGGAUAUAGUUUCUGUAUUCGUAGAUAUUGCUGAAAGUAGAUUUUUACAUGAUGUUGAUGGUUUCCUGCAAUGCAUAAACUGCAUUCUGCUAUUGCUGUUCUGUAGGUAAGUAUGCAGCUGGUGCUCUAGUGAACACAAAAAUAAUUUUUAUAUACCAGCAGUAAUCCUGAGGUGAGCUGCAGCCCUCCCCUACCCCGUAACUUUUGUUUCUGUUAUGUUCUUUGGCAUUUACAUGCGCGAGGGCCUAAUCUUCAGUCAUCUCAAGCCUGAAAUAAUUACAAUGAUUUCAUGUUCAGAUCUUGCAUCUUGUCUGGGCUGCUCAAGUGGUCAGUUACCAAAGAGCAAACUAGUUUUCCAUGUGUUAGGUCAAACUAAAUAUGGUUGCGGAGAGCAUCGUUGUAGUAUAAAGUAUCCAACAAUUCAGUAGGAUGCAAACAUCCAUCAGCACAAGUUGACCAGAGGAGUUCCUGUGGUAGUCUGUUGUAUAUCUGAAUUAAAAUUAAAUGCUUUUUGGGCAUUAUCUGUUGGGGCUUUUGGUUGCUGACGAACUUUAAUGUUAGUGUUCCAGUGAAGAGAUGAAGAACUCGAUAUGAAGUUACUUGCUUUGGGACACAAUUUGACUAGCAGCCCCCCCCCCCAGCUUUGGGUAAACAGUUGAUUUUUGUUAAUACUUGUUCCUCGUAAUGUGUUGUCGUUAGCUGCCUGAGUACUGCCCUAAAUAUAGUUUCCUGAAGGCACUUACAAUAGGUAUCCAGAAAUAGGUGUGUUUGGUGAGGUUUCAAUUUUGAGCCAGCUGGGUGGCGGUGGUGGGGGGGAAAAGUAGUUAAAAUAUAAAUAACAGCAGAAUUUUGUACCCUGGUUCUAAUAAUAGCAUAACUUCCCAUCAUGUUUAUCCAAGAAGCUCAUCUGUAAACAAGAUGACAUUGGAAGAUGUGUGGAAAUCUGUAUUAUGGAAGCUGAUGGACAAAAUGGUGUAGAAUUGGAAUUCUACAGUGGAGGUUAACUGAGUGCUUUUAAAAAUGCUCUCUUGUUGUUUGGCAUCUCGCUCAUUUUGUAUGCUAACUCCAAUAAAAAUAAAUGAGCUUUCCAAGAUGCUGACUUUUUUUUUAAUCAAACUGUACAGCUUUCUCUUGGGGUUUCCACAUCCAUUUCUUUGUGUGGGAAAGAAUUGUUUUUCAUUAGUGUGCUAGUCAGAAAGCAGACUGCUUAAUCUGGUUUCACUGCCCGAGUUUCAGGAACAGGGAAAGAAACAGCAUUGUUGGUUUAGGAUUUUGAAUUCGAGUAUUUCCAGAGCUCAGUGUAUUGGUUUGUGUUUGCGAUGGGCUAUUAUGCGUAUUGUAUGUGUGAAUGUGCACUCUAUAUUUAGGUAGGGCAAGCAGCUAAAUUACUGCACAUCUCUUUUUUCUUUCUAGAAAAUCGUGUCAUAUCCUCAGUUGCGUUUUCAAAAUAAAAAGUUAAAUUUGUGGGCUUUCAUAUUAAAAUUUCUCCUCGCAUCGAGUAGCUUUUCUGCUCAAGUAUGUUGCUCUAGGAUAUAAUUAAUGUUAUUUAAAAGUCAGCCUAUUUAGUGCCUGGGUUAGUAAGCCUUCAUUAUGCUGUAAGUGUUGUGCUAAGAUGUCUGAUACCAUCCUCAGAAUCAUCUUUAAUAUAUGAGUGAGAGCGCGUGGCAGAAGUAACAAAACAUGUACCUCCGUUGGAGCUGGGAGUUCUUCAAGAAUCCCAUGUACAUUUCAUGGGGCUUCUAGAAAAGCGAGCAUCCAAGAGAGCACAGUAUUGGUAGUGACAGUAGUAUGUCGUUCAGUCUGCUACAGCAACUGCUGUUCCUUAAGGUAAAAUACCAGAGUGGAAGAAGCCAUCAAUUUGAAUGUUACACAUGGCAGUGUGGGGUCAUGCUUUGGAAUGUUGCCUUCAUUGUAGCUUCGGUGCAUGCACUGAUAGUGUAUUUGAAGUAGGAAGCUUAAUUUGCUUCAGAAAUAUGUGACAAAACGUUGGAAGUGCAAGCAGGCGGUUAAUUUAGGUUGGGCACACAUAACAACCAGCACAGGUCCUAAAAUUGCUCGUGUCUCAAGAGCAAAAUUGGAGGUGUAGGCAGUUUGUUUCAGGUGGGUACAAGAAUUCAGGUUUCUUUCCUUGUUCUUAAGUAAACUACCAGAUGGAGUGAGUCAUCUGUCUGAUAGAAGUGCAGACGUUAGCUAGCACUUUAUUGGUGACAAUAGAAAGUCAUUUUUGGACUGGUUGUUUCUGCCCACCUGAUACGGGAUCUGACAGUUGUUUUGCCCUCAAGGUCUGCGGAUCGAGUUCAGUCAAUUAGUUUGAUAGUAGAAGUGUAAGUCUUUAAAAGAUAACUGCGUGAAUGGAGGAUGCAUGAAUCAGAAUACAGGUUUUUUUUUUUUCCUCACAAAAGCUAUUUAUGACCAUCUCACCAAUUACGUUGUCAGCCUGUGAAAAUUAGGAAUGGUCUUGGCAGUGUGUAGAACUCAGGAAUGCUCUCUAGAAGGGAAUAGACACAAGUCUUGUCUUGGCUCUCAUUCAGGGCUUCCUCUUGGUUCUUAGUGGAGGCCGGCUCGCUUGGUGUCCUACUUCAGGCUGCUGUUGCAUGGAAGCCUUUCUUCUGCACUUCCAUACAAAGAAUUAUUACUGUUCCAGCACCUGUUUCAGUGAAUGCCUUCCUAACACACUUAUGCCCAAAGUGACGUAUCUCUGCCCUGCAUUAGGCAUAGGAUUGGAGGUACUUAGUAAUGAGGAGUGCUUCUUGCCAUGCCAGCACAAUUCAUGCAGAACUAUUGUAGAAGCAGGUUAUUGAAUCACUGGAUAGAGUCAUUUGCUUUCAUUAUUAGAGAGCAAAUGUAUUUUCUGAAACUGAUAUUAUUCUCUUCUUUACUGUGACCUUUCUUCAGGAAUUGCUCUUGACAGUUCAUGCCUGCUUCCACUCAGCGGGGUAGAAAUACGUGUGCCAGCCCUCUGAGCAGCCAGACAGGUUUAGGUUUUAAGAGUGCUUUAGUGCUGAGGGAAUGCAAAAGAUACGAUCUUUUUAUGCUGGAUUGAAGGAAAGAAGUGUUUUUUCAUGGUAGCUAAAAGUAAACGUAGCAGAGACAGAAAUCUUACAAGCCUUGUUGAGCAGCCUCAAUAUAUUUAAGUAAUUUUUGCUGAUGCCUACCUCACUUAAGCACUCGUCCCUCUCUUUCCCUGCCAGUCCUUGUGAAUUGCACAGCACUGUUGUGUUCUUGGGCUGCUGGCAUCUGCCAUGGGACUCACACGGGAGCACAGCCGCUUCUCUGUCUGGCACUGCUGAGAUGAGAUCCGGUGCUGGGUCCCCGGUGUCCCUCCCUGCCUUCAUUUCCCACGUGCUCUCACGAAUCUGGAUCUACUUUUGUUCAGUAGUAUACAGAAUCUUUUUUUCCCCCUCUUAGAAACGACUGCAACACUUUGUUUUUACUGUCACGUUUUCUAACUUAAAGAACAAAAAUGCGUAUCUCAGUAAUGGACUCAGUUUUGCCUUGAUUUAAAAUGCCUUAUGCCAGUGCAUGCUUUAGACGAAAAUGUUGGGUUUUAUAGUUCUAAUCAGUCAUUCUGGUAAUUGGUAGUGCCCCUGCCCAGUGCCAGUCAUGGCAAGUUUUCCUCUCCAUCCCUUCUCAGUGGAUGAAUACAGAGUUGCUCAAGAGAAGUGAAAAUCCUGCGUGUUGCCUUCUGACAGCACCAUGCACCCAUUUCUCUGAAUCCUACCAUUCUGUGGACGUUAGACUGCUUGUCAGUUUGCUUUGGAUGGGGUUUUCCUGUGGAACUGCUAGUUUUAAGUAUGUCUUGGGUAUCAGUGCAUAAGUCAGUGCAAGGAGCUGAAGGAAGUUCCCAUUGCCUUCUAUGAGUAAUCUGUAGGCAGGAUUAACCUUAUGGAGACAAACAAAACAACCCAACGACAAAACAACUGCACGAUCAGUAUUCGGGCCAAAAAAGUCUGCUCUUAGUGUCAUAUAUUGAACCUCCAGGCAAAGCUUACUUACUGUUGUGGUCCAGUCCCAAACUAGGAUGCUCCUCUGCAAAGUUCUUGGAUUGGUGCUGUGGCUCUUGUUUUCUCGCUUUGUUUGUUCAUGCUUUUGUUUUUCAAGUGAUGGUAAAGGUGCUGAUACCCGGUGGAGUAUGGGGGAGGGAAGUGGAAGCUGAUUGCCCUCUGGAGUGUGACACAAAAAUGUUAUUUUGUUGGACUGAUGUGCUGCCAGAAAUAACUCUGAGCUCCCUGUUUGCAGCACAAACAAAAUCGGAGGGAUUUUCUUUCAAACGUUCUCUCAUUCUCCUCUUCAUGAAUAGGAACCUCUUUUCUCUUUCUGGAAUCACAUUGCAAAGUGAUCUGUGCUUAUUGCAAAUGACAUGAAGAAGGUGAGCUUUGCUGGCUCUGUGUUCUCAGUGUAUUAGCCACCUACUUCAAAAAAAUAGUAGCUUAAAAACUGAAUUUAACAGAAUAAUGUAAUUGCGAGAGUAAUCAGUAUUGCUGAAGCCUUUGUUAUACCUUAAUUAGUUUUAUAGGAGCCAAAAGGAUUUUCUUUCUAAAAAUCAGUUUCUGUCUAUGUGUUCUUUAAACAAUAUCCUUCCUGAAGUAUAGUUUAAUACGUAGAUUUCUUUAGGCCGUGUACUGCUGUCAUCCCACACUUUAUUGCAGGUUACUGUACACAGACAACAGGUUUGUAACUGCAGCACUUUGAAGGUCAUGUAGUUACAGGAGUGUUUUAUCUUGGUCUCAUCACACUUGAGCUACUGGGAAAUGCUUUUGUAUUUCAGUUCUGUAGACCAGUGUGUCUACGUACUGCUUCAAUCUACUCGUAUUGUGUAUUUGUGGAGACUUCCAGUUAAGUUUCAGGCUUCUUACUGUAUGGCAUCAAAAAUACAAAUACUACACCGGAAUGCGAUUAAGAUUCUAUUGUAUUUUGUGCAUUUUCAACCAAACUUUCAGUACUGCUUAUUAGUGGUAUUUUUUACUGGUAUUGGUGGAAGAGGUGCUUGGUAUUUUUAGGUUACAUUCACAUUUCUGAGUGACUCUUUGCAAAUCCAACUUAGUGUAUGCUGGGGUCAGUUGGGGCCUUUAACCUAGUAGUGUGUGUUGCUUCUUUAAAUUGCUUGCUCUUGACUGACUAUUUUGAAAGAACAGCCCUUUUUAAGGUACUGAACUUCCAACUCUAGACUAGAAAGGGUUUGUGUUCUAGCUACUGGUGAUGUUCACAUCAGUGAUGCUUAAGAUGAAGGAUAUAUGCUGUUAAUCGUUCUGAAAACUUUUUGUCGUGGUCUGUUUCCUUAUCUUACAAAAGCUUUUCUCCCUUUUGCUUUCUCUUAAAAGCUGAGUCUUUUAUAAACAGUGCAUAGUGACGUGUCCAUCUUUUGUUUUCUAUUCUGUGUCGAAGUCCUGAAAUAUCUGCAGGAAGGUAUACAAUCCCUGGGCAAACUGGAGUCCAUUAAACAACGCUGGCUCUUCUAUAAGAAUACUCAGUUGACGUUAGUGGAGCAGUUUUUUGUUUUUCCUUUUAAACUUUUUGAAUUUGCACUUAGAAUGGAGCACGGUGAAACUUUCCUAGAAGGCUUGCUGUUCGGUGCAUUUGUGAAGCAUAUUUUCUUUUUAGCAAACUGCAGUUGGCUACUGUAGCUUAAGUAAAAAUGAACUUUACAGCUUCAAAAUGAGCACUUAUCCACUGUGUGAAAUAAACGAUCUGGCUGGACUUACAGAACAGUGAAAGCUAGUCCAAAUGAACCUCGUUGUGGCAGAGAUAAUGAAGUAGUGAACGACAGCACUGAUGGCAAAGUGAUGACUGCUGACCCCUGCAGCUUUUACGUGCGUAAGUCCAAUCAGUAAACUUACUUAGAUUGGGACAUGAAUAGUUUGGUCAUGGUUGUCUACUUCUCUAGUGAAAACACCGAUUUGUUAUUGGCAAUUAAGUUUAGAGGUUUUCUUUUCUCUCACAAUAUUCUUGCUUUCGUAGAAAGUUUGAAAUAAUAGUCAGAACUUAAGAAAGGAUUAUCGUAUCACAUUUAAUUUAGCGUUGCACUCUGAUGCGUUUAAUCACUGAUGUGAGCUGAAUGUGAGAAUGGCACAGGAAGCAGAUGAUACUUUGCAUUCCCAUUCGGUGUGUGUGUAAGUAACGUGUUGUAAAGACAGACCUGCCUUACUACUCAAAUACAAACCGUUUGGUCUGAAGUGAAGAAGGAAUGAGUGCAGUAGGCACUGUGUAUGGCAGUCACUGCUCUUCUCUUGGUUGCAGCCUGGUUGAGGAACCUCUGAGGAUGUGAAGGGCCUGUCUAGUUCACUGCUCUUCUGGCCAAUGGAAGGCCAAAGAAGUACAUUAGGAGGUUAACCUUGAAAAGAUAGCUGGGAAUCUGUGUCUAAGCAGGAGUAGAAGGAAGAACAGAUGAAUGACUAGACCACAUGUAAGUUACUGCUAAUAAAAUAAAGCAGAAGUCGUAUCUAGCACUUCACCUGCUUCUUCAGUGUCACGUAUUUUGGAGAGUUUUUGAGAAUGAGGUCUUGGGAUGCCUCAAGUGGCCUGGUUAGGUUUUUAGCUACUGACUGGAAAUGCAGUAGUGGGUUUUAGAUGAAAAUGUUGGUAUUUUGAUGUAAGAUUUAGGAAGAAGAAAAAGCAUGUGGUACAUAAAAAGCAUAUUGCAUUUUGCAAUUUCAAGAUCCUAUGGUAUGUUGUGAGGGAUUGUGGCAGUGCCAUUACUCCUUCUGCUUUCUACAGUACAGCAUGGUGAAUUUUAGUAGCCUUCAAUUUAGUGACCAGUUCAGUUAACUGCUUCGUAUAUGAACUACUCCCAGAGCUGUUGCUGUUGGACCUUACAUCUGACCUAUGCUAUAAGUUGAGAGAGUUUCUACUCUUGUGUUCUGGGAUUUCAUUGUGUAUUUUGCCAAUAUCAUAGAUUAGUCCUUUUAUAGAGUUUGGAAGGAAAGUGUGUCUUGGCCUUCUUGGUUUGGUAUACUCUGAAGGCAGCUUUGAAAUUGCUGGAUACUCGUGUACAUUUUGUACUUGCUCCACAGUUCUUCGGUGAUAGAACAGUGCUGCUGCUGCCGCUGUUUCCAGCAAUAGAUCAUCCACAAAUGGAUGGCAGUAAGAUAAACACAAAGCUUGUUCUGCAGGUUGAGUACUGUUGCUGUAGCUGUGUUGCUCUGAGCGUAUAAAUAAGACAAAAGAUUUUAUAAGGAGAGGCAGUAUCUUUUAUUAGAUUGACUGCCAGGUUGAUGGGCAGUGGGACACAGGCAUUCAAGUGCUCGGUUCUUGGGAAAGUUGCUCAGUUUUUGGAGACAGCAUGCAGAGAUCUUGUACUGUCGGGGUUGCAGGAACGUUGCAAAUACAGAAAGAUACCAUUGUGACCUUUCAUUUUUUUAUGGGUAGCUCAUAAUUUUGAUGUAAGACCUCAUAGUAAUGUUUAGUAGAGUUCUUAGCUAAAAAAAGUGAAAAGCAAGUAAGCAUCUUUAGGACCCUAUUUAAAUUGUCAUUUGUUUUUCCAGUUUCUCUGCAAACAAUGUCUGCAUGAAGAAGGUGGGGAUGGUACUGUGGGGGUGGCCACCAGUAUGACUGCAUAUAGGUAAAUCUAUAAGUUGCAGGUAGAAAGAAGUGGAUUAUGUUGCAAGAAUUGCAUCUUAGGACUUACCUCGUCAUUAAUAAUAAUUAAUAGUAGUAUUAUAUUUUUGCCCUGUUGAUGGCAUUUUAUGAGAAGUCCUUAGCUGUUAUGAACUGGGGAGGGUGUAUAAGCUUGCUUGUUUAUGGUAUGUUUUAUACUAUCUAGGCCUGGAGGCCUUCUUUCUCCUGAACUUCUAGGUAAAUUGCACUUACUUUGUAAGUGGUGUUAGGAUGAAGACUGCGCCGUUAGUUUAACUUCUAGGAAUCCUUUCAGUUUGGAUGAUUUAUUUAUAUCCUGUCAGCAUCCAUAUCAUCGCAUUUCUUCCUGCAGCGUUGAGCUGAGCUCCACAUAUGUCUGCAGUUUGGUUUGUAACUCGGGGACACCAUGGCUUUUCCUGGGAAUGGGGAAGGCUUUUUAAAGGAAACAAAACGUAGCACCACCACCAAAAUACCAGAGGAAACUGUUUUUCCAUGGUUUAAUAUUCCUUAUCAGAUCUGUUUCCCAACCAGAUCACUGAUCACAAUUUUCCCACUUUCUGGGGAGGGGGAAGAGAUUUUAUGUAAUUCAUGUCGUGUUAUCCAAAUCUUCAAGGGGGAGCAUGAGUUAGAGAUGUCUGCACGCAGUUUUGCUUCAAAAUUCAUAGCAGAGUUUAAGAAGGCCUUAGUCUGAGUUUGUUUUCUUCGUUCUUAAAACCAAUCCCACAACAAACAAAAACCCCACGAGCAAAAUGAAGCAAAACUAUUUGGAAAUAAAGCUGUAAGCUUUUCUUCCAGAACUUAAGAGCUUUUAUUUUUGUAUAUAGUAGGGCAGAAAUCUGACAUAAAAUGCUGAAAGUGUUCCACUCUGGAGAACAAAGAUUUUAUGCAACUAAAGAGCAUGGACGUGGCUAUGGAAUUAAAACACUGCUUUGCCUCACACGCUGUAUUUUCUCCCAGCAGCACCAUACAUUGCAAGCAUUUGAAUACACAGAGUUGUUUUGAUGUAAAAGAGACCCGGUACCGAGCCUCGUCUCCUUGGUUAGGUUGGUGGCGAGGGCCGUGUUUAUGCUGUGGAUGUUCUGUUUCUCAGAAUGACUGGGGUUAAUUGUAGCUUGGCGAGUGGAAAAAAAAAAAAGUUCCAUAUUGUUUUUCUGCAGUGGAUUCCUGUUGCUAUGCAACAAACAGAAUGUCACUUAGUGCAGGAUAUAUUAAAUUUGUAUUCCCUGCACAUAUCUCCGAACGCUCAUUUUUGUACUUUAACAGGAGGGUACGUUUCUGACUUCCUGUAGGACUGUAGUAUGAAGCAUAUAUUUGAGCUUCUAUUCUGGUGCUUGCUGUAACUGUGGAUACGUCAGCGUGCUUGCAUAGCCUGCCUUUGUUUUUAGAUGCAUGGGGCACCUGUGCAACGCAGUCAGACAAAAAGGGUGAUGGUUAUGUUCCCGGGGGUGGGAUGAUAUUGCCAAGCAACAUGCUAAGACUUCAAAAAGGAGAAAUUUCUGCUAUGGAAAAACCUCAGGCUAUGAAUUCUAACAACCUUUAAACGUGAUACAGAGAAAGUUAAUGCAGGUGGCACUACGCGACUCUUCAUUAAAAAUUAACUGUUUUUUGUCCUUAGGAUUACCUUUGAUAUUUAAAUAUGUUGACACCUCCCUUCCCUGCCACAUCCAUGUUUCCCCUUCCCCGUUCCAUCUACAGCACUCUGGCCAGCCAGUCCCAGCACCCGGCCUCUUUGCAUUCACUCUAGAUGGAUUCUGGAAUAAAUGUUUAGCAUGUGCUUGGCAAAAUUAUGUUCUGUGACUGAAAGCAGUGAUUAAGUAAUGGACAAAUGACAACAACUGCUAAGACGCUGCUUCGUAGUGGAAAAGGAGUCAGAAAUAAUAUUUGAGAACUAGAAGGAUGUUAAUUUUACCUGCGCUUCUGAGUUCUGUGAAUUUUGUUGUAGCUCUUGAAAGCCAGCUUAUACAAUCUGAGCCUGAAAUUAAGCUAGAUAUUAAAAUAAGCAGGUCAAAUAGUGUCCUUUCUGCUCUUAGAAUCGAAAUAUGCCAUUACCGAACCUCUCUUUAAACUGUCAGUCUGAAGCAGGUUUGUCAGUGCAUGUUUUUUAAUGUUUUUAUGACAGACUUAUGUAUGUGGCUUCUUGAUAAGUGCAGGAGUCAUAAUGAAGUUAGGGAAGAUCAGAAAUACAUUGCAGUGCUGUUCUCUGUCUUGCUUUUCUAAGGAGAUGCCUAUAAUAAUACCGUUUUCUUCCUUGUAGACCGCUGCUUAAUUCAAGGCUUGGUGCUUGAGCACUGCGGGCGCGUUCCCAGGCCAAACCAUUUCUUGGUGUGCACAGAAGAGAACGUGAUGCAAGCUAACACACUCUCAUGGCAAUCUAUAUUUGUGAACAGAGUAUCUGCCAAGCACGAGCUGCUGUAAUGGUCUAUGAUGAUGCCAAUAAGAAAUGGGUACCAGCUGGUGGAUCAACUGGAUUCAGCAGAGUUCACAUAUAUCAUCACACAGGCAACAACACAUUCAGAGUCGUGGGCAGGAAGAUUCAAGAUCAUCAGGUGGUAAUAAACUGUGCCAUUCCAAAAGGGCUCAAGUACAAUCAGGCUACACAGACCUUCCAUCAAUGGCGUGAUGCUAGACAAGUGUAUGGUCUGAAUUUUGGCAGCAAAGAAGAUGCCAAUGUCUUCGCAAGUGCCAUGAUGCAUGCCUUAGAAGUAUUAAAUUCACAGGAAGCUGUGUUCUAUUUAGGUCCUACACUGCCUCGACAGAAUUCACAGCUUCCCGCUCAAGUACAAAAUGGUCCAUCACAAGAAGAAUUGGACAUCCAGAGAAGACAGUUGCAAGAGCAACAAAGGCAGAAGGAGCUGGAACGGGAGAGGCUGGAUCGUGAACGAAUGGAACGGGAGAGGCUGGAGAGAGAGAGGCUAGAAAGGGAAAGACUUGAAAGAGAGCGCCUAGAACAGGAACAACUGGAGAGAGAACGCCAAGAAAGGGAACGACAAGAGCGCCUAGAAAGGGAGAGACAGGAAAAGGAAAGGCAGGACCGAGAAAGACUUGAACGACUUGAACGGGAAAGGCAAGAGAGAGAACGACAAGAACAGUUGGAAAGGGAACAAUUGGAAUGGGAAAGAGAGAGAAGAAUUUCAAAUGCUGCUCCAUCUUUCGACAACUCCCCGUAUAGCACUCCACUUCCUGAAUACUCCAGUUGCCAGCCUCCUUCAGCACCUCCUCCAUCAUAUGCAAAAGCAGUCUCAGCACCAAUGUCAGAGGCCACACCGGAGUAUGCUGUAGUGACUUCUGCACCACCGACUUCCACUCCCCCUACACCGCCUCUAAGGCACUCUGCAUCACGUUUUGCUACAUCUUUAGGCUCAGCUUUCCACCCAGUUCUUCCCCAUUACGCUACGGUUCCUCGUCCACUGAACAAAAGUUCUCGGCCCCCUUCUCCUGUGAAUGCCCCGGCGACGUUACCUCCAAACCCAAAGCCAGUUGCCUGGUCUGCGCCCAGUUUUGCCCCGCUUCCCCCAUCACCUCCAGUAAUGAUAAGCAGUCCGCCAGGCAAAGCCACCGGUCCGAGACCAGUCCUCCCAGUGUCGGCUUCUAAUCCAGUGGCUCAAAUGCCUGCAUCUCCCACAGCUCCUAAUGGGCUUUCUGAGAAUGUGACUUAUGCGGUUCCUUCACCUUCUACCUCAGGUCCAACUCCACCUCCGCCGCCUCCUCCCCCACCACUGCCUUCCUUUCCGCCUCUGUCACUCUCUGGACCUCAAGCUUCUCCUUCUCCAAACUCCCCUAAUGCCUCGACUCCCUCAUCCAAGCCUAGUGUUCUCCCUUCUCCCUCUGCAGCUACCCCUGCCUCUGUUGAGAACUCUCUAAACUCUGUGCUGGGAGACUCCUCUGCUUCUGAGCCAGUCUUGCAGGCAGCCUCUCAGCCGAUUGAACCUACGACCCAGCAGGGUGUUGUCCAAGGACCACCUGCACCUCCUCCCCCACCCCCGCUGCCCCCGGGCCCAGCCCAGGCCUCAGUAGCAGCCCCGCCACCUCCCGGCCCACCGCCACCGCCACCACCUCUCCCUCCAUCAGGGCCUCCACCACCGCCACCACCUCCUCCGCUUCCCAGCCAAGCUCCCACUGUUCCCCUCCCACCUCCUGCUCCCCCCCUUCCUGCUUCGGGGUUUUCAGCUGGAUUUGUGUCUGAAGAAAAUCGCCCUCUAACUGGACUAGCAGCUGCACUUGCUGGAGCCAAGCUUAGGAAAGUAUCACGGGGUGAAGACUCCUCCAGUUCAAGUGGAGGAGGAGGCUCUGCUCCAUCUAAAACAGACAGUGGCCGUGGAAAUGGGCCGCUUCCCUUGGGAGGCAGUGGCUUAAUGGAAGAAAUGAGUGCCCUGCUGGCCAGGAGGAGAAGAAUUGCUGAAAAGGGAUCAACAGAACCAGAGCAGAAAGAAGAUAAAACUGAAGAAGCAGAGUCUUCAACCUCUAAGGCUUCUUCAACAAGUACACCUGAAUUAACAAGAAAGCCUUGGGAAAGAACAAAUACAGUAAAUGGAAGCAAGUCGCCUGUUAUAUCCAGACGGGAAUCUCCAUGGAAAAACCUCGUUUCUGAAAACAGGUUCUAUGAUUCAUUAAACAGACCAAAAUCUACAACAACGGGGCAACCCAGUGCCAAUGGAGUACAGUCAGAAGGUCUAGAUUAUGACAGAUUGAAGCAGGAUAUUUUAGAUGAAAUGAGAAAGGAGUUAACGAAAUUAAAGGAAGAACUCAUUGAUGCUAUCAGGCAGGAACUGAGCAAGUCGAAUACUGCAUAGAAAGACUAGUACUAAGCCGAUGUGACUCUUUAACUUGGUAUAAAACUGACUACGUUUGUGAGCUGUUAGAAGAAAAUGGAAACAGACACUUGGAAGGAGGGAGAAACAUCAUAUUCUGAAAAGCUUCAGACGCAUCACUCUGGUGAUAUGCUAUUUUCCCUCCUGGUUUGCAGCUUUUUUCUGACCUUUACAGCAGGGUGGAAAAGAGUCUUAAGGUUACUGUAAUGAUUGUGCAGAAAUUCCUACACCUUUCAGACAAGAUCACAGUGCUUUGAAGUAUACUCAUGUCAAAAUAAAAUUGCACAUGUUUCAGAAUUUGUUGUUUAAAAAAAAAAACAAACAGGGAAAAGCUUGGGAAGGCUUUUCAGAGAGGUUUUCUUUAUUAAUGAAGGAUUUAGCAAGUUAUACUGUUGUACUUCAAAUGUAACUCAGGUUUGUCUUCCUAUCAUAUCUGAUGUUUCCAUGAAUAAUUUAAAAGAUCAGAUGUGUGUAAGUUCAGUUCACAAAAUAUGAAACAAUUAGAAAUAUGUACUUUUAAAGGGCAAUAUUUGUAAGUGAAUGACCUAGACAGUGUUCACAUGUCAAGAUUUUGGGAUUUUAUGAUAGGAAGCCUCUCUAGUUAGCCUUCAUGCAAUUUUAUAGGAAAAAAAAGAAAAGCAAUUGCAGUCCAGAGUUUAAAGAUGUAGAUGCCUUCCUACAUUGUUACAAUGCUUUACCAAAUCUAAGACUUCUACAUAAUGCGAAUCAGCAGUCAAAUGUAAAUCAUUAGUAUGUUGUAGAUUUACGGUAGAUUUUUGGGCUUUUUUUAGAUUUAUGCAUGUGGACAUUUUUGUAAUGUAACACAACACAGCUUUUUAAUUAAAAAGAAAAAAAUUGCAUGUCACAGAUAUUAAGUAGCCUUUUCAUUUUUAAGGCUUAAUUUAUGCCCAGAAAAAUGUGGGAUGAGGGAGGGGGAAGGUGACACAUUUUUAUUACUUUCUACACUUUUUCUUCAUCUUACAUGCAUGUGUAAUAAUGAGGAAAAUGUGACUUUAUCAAUAACCAUGUUAAUGGAACCAGGUACUUUAUCCUUUUUUGUAUCUCUUUUUUUCCAGUUUUAUAUUUGAAAUUCAGUAACAUUUCCAUAAUGGUUCUGAAACUCCCGUGAGAAUCUAACUCAUUUUUUUGAUGAGAGCAAACAUUUAGACAUCUAAAUUACUGAGGAUGCACCUGUACAAGUGCGUUAAUCUUCACCUUUUUACCUCUGCUUCACUGUUUUCUGAGACUCCUUUUUUGAUUGGUUAACAAAACAAGACAGCAGUUAGUUACAUUAGAAAGAUGGAGCAUCAGAUCACAGUAAAUCUCCCCUUCUAAUUUAUCUGCCACCUUCCUUCCAAAAGAAAAGAAGGAAAAAAAAACCCAACCCUACCAAAAGCACCACCAACCAAAACAGCUGCUCCACGGAGUCCAAACUGAAAAAUAGCAGUGCUGUGCCAUUGGUUUUAGUCAGUGAUUUGAGAAUCAUUUUCAGGGAGGAUGCCACCCUUCUGUUUCCCCAGGUUUUCACUCUUAGUUUGUAAACUGUUUUGAUUUGGUGCAAUUUGGUGGCAUAGAAUUCCAGUGAAUUGGACCUGUAGUGCUUUGGAAAAAUAAUGCGGAUCAAAAUCUUCCCCUUUCCUUUGCACUGUCAGUUUUUCUGAGCCGUAACAGUGCCAUGUUUGCUUUGUGAUCUGUGCUGAUCUGAAACUAAAGUUUACCUGCAACUUUUGGAGAGAAUAAUGUUUCAGCUUAAAAGUACACACAGCUCCAUCCCUUGGGCAAAUGCUUUCAAUAACAUACUGUCUUAAGUGCUGAACACCAAAGCAAAACAGCACUUACUGGUUUAGAAAGGCUUAAGUUGUUUCUUUUUUUCUCCAAACAUUUCUUGUUUCUAUAGAUUCAAAUCCUGAGAGAAGACUACAGUGGAAAUAUUGCCUAAUUCAAUUCAUGAAACCAUCUUUUUUUAAAAAGAACAAAACUGUUUUUCUGCAUGCAUUUCUUGGAGGCAUUAAGAAAAAAAAAAAACCCAUAGUAACCUUGUAAAGUACUGUUUUUCUCAAAAUAAGAGGAGGCAUUUUCAUCUUUGUUAUUGUAACUUUGUUUUACACGGACAUUUUCAGCAUUAAGGAAGUUUACCCUUGUCAGAAAUCAUGUUGGGUUUGUUUUUAGGAGAGUUGAGGAGUAGCGUAGUGGGAUAGUGUGGAUGGAUAUAAGUGGUCCAAAAUUAAACGAGAAGCGACUAGAUUGUGCAAGGAACUGGCUUAUGCACUAAACGUUUUGUGCCUUGGUCUAAAAUUAACAUGAUUUCUGUUCAAAAGAAAAGGAACAGAUGUCUUCUUUCGUGCUGCUUCUACAUACAUACUUUCUAUAAUCCCAAAUUGUUGAAUUGGUUCUUUCCAGAAAAUCUGAUCGAAUUAAAGAUUACUGUAAACAUUUCCUGUCAUACUGACAGUUGCACCAUUUCCAGAGAUUUCAGUAUUGAAAAUGAGCUACAGAAGCUAAGGUUAUUUUGCCUACUGGUAACUAAGUUCUUUGAUAACCAUAUUGUGGUGGUUCUGUGCUUUUGUAUAAUGGGUGUCUUAAACUGAGGACAGUUUAGGGGAUCCUUUCUGAUUCCAGGAAAGCGUUGCUUUCCUCAACACUGUGAUCUAAUCUGUGAUAAACCUGUACUAUAUACAAGUGGCUAACAAGUCAACCACAAACAAACUGAAUGUAAAAAUCUUAGUGCUGGUGCUGAAAUCUCUUCAGACAGUCAUAAUUUCCAGUUCAUUGUUUUAAAAAGUUAUCAAGCAUCAAGUGUCAAUCGAAAACUGAAGACGAUCACUAAUGAAUGUUGAAUUUUCAUGCAUUUAGGUUUACCUUCUUUUUAGUUUCUCAGUUCAUUCUCUGCUAUUUUUACCAUAUUGUGUCAUUUUAAAUUUCUUACAUGCUAACGUUUUGUUUGAGCGAAUGAAAUAAAAUUGCAAUAUAUA
Messenger RNA from Gallus gallus (chicken), 16690 nucleotides. RefSeq names its product ENAH actin regulator (gene ENAH). Gene Ontology annotation, biological process: actin polymerization or depolymerization; actin polymerization-dependent cell motility; axon guidance. Lineage: Eukaryota; Metazoa; Chordata; Aves; Galliformes; Phasianidae. The coding region runs from base 11274 to 13700 and encodes 808 amino acids. The transcript has 16 exons. Gene Ontology annotation, molecular function: profilin binding; SH3 domain binding. The record is from RefSeq and is a predicted model, not a curated record.